AUGGAGGCUGAUAUAUGGCCGCCGAACCAGUGCAAGGGGGGCCGGAGGUUAUUGUCUGAUGCAGCGCGGUGGUCCGGCGUAGUGCGCCGGCGGGGGGCCAGCCCGGGGUGGGCGGAGUGGGCAGCGCAUAACCCUUUACCCUUUAUCGCACAGGCGCCUUUUCCAAAUAUGCCCUCCGUGGAGAACGGGUGUGCGGAUUUCGGGGGUGGGGGUGGAGGUAUGGUGACUGGGGGGGUGGUGUGGUGUUGGGGGGUUGGGUGGGAGUUGGUUUACCUCCAUGGGACGCUGGCUGCAGAGUGA
This is a messenger RNA of Knipowitschia caucasica, 300 nucleotides long. NCBI's taxonomy places the organism in Eukaryota, Metazoa, Chordata, Actinopteri, Gobiiformes, Gobiidae. The record is from the annotation of a GenBank genome assembly.